AUGAACAUCUCGAUCGGUACCCCUGGGCAAGUGCAGACAAUGGCCAUCGAUACUGGAAGCAGUAACACUAUUGUUCUCGGUUCAAAUGCGUCGUUCUGCGAGACUUCCGUCUGUGCUGGUGGUACUCUGAACUUAUCCGCAGCGUCGACAUUGGAAACCAUCGAUUCCGGAGCUCUUCAGCAGUCUUACGUCGAUCAUGAGUACUUCGAAGGGGACUAUUUUGGAGACCGGGUCCAGAUGAGUAUGUGUAAAGCCUUGACGUUCGAGAUUGCUAGUCAGCAGCCGGUACCCUGCGGUCUUGGUUACUCGAGUCACAUGGCUUGGCCGGGCACUAAAAGCAAGAAGGUGGCCUUGCCUCCGAGCUUCGUGGAAGCUCUUGUCCAAGCCGGUGCUAUCUCUUCACGCCUCUACAGUUCCAUAUUAUUCGGCGGCGUUGAUACCGCCAAGUACCGUGGUCCGCUAACCACACUCAACGUGGUGGCUGAGGACGAGAAACCUGCCGGCAACUUCUACUUGUAUCUGGAAUCAGUUACAAUGCGGCCUCAUGGUGGGCAGAAUCGUACUAUUGUCCGCUCCACUAAACACAGGAGGUACAGAACUGUACCCGAUACAGGUACUCCUAGUUGGUACUUGCCCACCAGCGCAUACCGUAAGGUCAUUAAACAAGCAGGAGUGACAUCGACAGACGAUGUACCGCUUAGCUCUGUUUUUGAGCACCGCAAGUAUGUUAGGCCCUGUCGAGAUGUGGCUUACGGCACCGCCAACACCACGCGCUUUGACAUCACCUUUUCUGGCAAUGGAACUAACACAGGCACACUGAAUCUUGAGCUAGCUAAUUUGUUCACUCCACUGACGUCUGAGCACGGAAGCGUCGUCACCGAUGGAGAUGGCCAACCUAUGUGCUGGCUACGCGUUGUAGAAAGCGACGAACUGAUGAUCACAGGCUCGGCUGUCAUGCGAGCAGGAUAUUUUGUGUUUGACCUCGACAACGGCCAGGUGUCAUUGGCACAGGCCAACCUCGGAGCGAAUUCGUCAAAUGUGGUUCAAGUCGAAGCUGGUACGGGCUUGAGCAAAGCUGCGAGCGAUGUCAGAUCUGAGACUAAGAAGAUCAACGUCGAAGGUCAGAUGUCAGCUACAGCGGUGUACAAAUUGUCAACUGUCACCAGCAAUAUCGACUACGGCACAGGUGCAAAAUCUCACCCGGCCGCAACGGGUGCUGUUUCGCAGUGA
This is a messenger RNA of Aureobasidium namibiae CBS 147.97, 1230 nucleotides long. Its product is annotated as acid protease. The record is from RefSeq and is a predicted model, not a curated record. Bases 1 to 1230 code for a protein of 409 amino acids. The transcript is spliced from 3 exons. Gene Ontology annotation, biological process: proteolysis. Gene Ontology annotation, molecular function: aspartic-type endopeptidase activity. NCBI's taxonomy places the organism in Eukaryota, Fungi, Ascomycota, Dothideomycetes, Dothideales, Saccotheciaceae.